Porites evermanni is the source of this 555-nucleotide messenger RNA. The record is from the annotation of a GenBank genome assembly. NCBI's taxonomy places the organism in Eukaryota, Metazoa, Cnidaria, Anthozoa, Scleractinia, Poritidae.
AUGUCCGCUUCUAUAAAACGAGGGAGCGGGGCGACUCCUUCGGGAAAAAAUGCGCACAGGAGUAAACUAGUCACCUCUAAAUUGGAAACAAAGGAUGUUUUGCAGCUUAAAUCUGCAGCUACAACUCGAAGCGAUAACAACGUAACUGAUCAAAAUGACGACGCAUCGGUUAUCGGCAGUGAGUUUUCCACUGGAAAGGUCUUUUACGAAAACACUUACAAGCUUUCCCCAGACGCAAAAAUGCCAGCUAAAAAAGUGGAGACCUUGGCUGAGACUAUCUUGAGAGAGCAAUUCAUGAACGACGUUUACGACGGUACCAAAUGCAAGGAAAAAUGCCAGAGCGUUUGUCAGCUUAUCAAGGACAAAGUCAAAGAGCUGGGGCCAUCGCGAUAUAAACUUGUAGUUGUUCUCCACGUCGGAGAAAAGAAGAGCCAAGGCGUCCAGAUCACGAGCCAAUGUGUGUGGAAUGACCAUUUUGAUAACUAUGUCACCGCAUACUUCACAAAUUCUACGCUUUUUGCCCAAGCAACAGUUUAUGCCUUGUACGUUGAAUGA